Molecule: messenger RNA, 4520 nt
Organism: Schistosoma guineensis
Lineage: Eukaryota; Metazoa; Platyhelminthes; Trematoda; Strigeidida; Schistosomatidae
Source: the annotation of a GenBank genome assembly
GCUUCUGACUUGCUAUUUGGAAUAUAAUCUCUUUCCUGUUCAACCGUGUUCUGAUUUGGGGUCUUGUCGAGUGAAUCGGCGUCCAAGAAUACUAAGCAAUAGGAAUAGCUGGGUCAUAACCGUAAGAAGAAGCGAGAGUUAAAACAGUGGCGACGGGGAAAAAGGAAAACAAAUUCAAGAUGCCUAUAUCAGAUGACCAGCUUAACCGAAUACUACAACAACAGCAAGCACAACUUGAUGCACAAAUGCGGUUGUUGGAGACUCUGACUCAACAGCUCAACAUCCACAGCUCGAGUUCACACGCUAUUUCAAGUUCGUCUUGUGAUGCAGUUGCUAGCAGCAUCCCAGAAUUCAUCUAUGAUCCCGAAAAUGGAAAUACUUUUCUCACGUGGUUCAGACGUUGGGAAGAUACAUUUAGAACAGAAUUCUGUGAUCAAGACGAUGCGUGGAAGACCCGAUUGUUGGUACGUAAGUUGGGAAGCAACGAACAUGCACGUUUUGCUGACCAUAUAUUGCCAAAGUUACCUCGAGAGCUCAGUUUCGAGGAGACGGUAUUUCAGUUGUCAGAGAUAUUCGGCGAGUCAUCCUCGUUGUUUAGUAUUCGAUAUCGGUGUCUAAAUUUGGUGAAACGCGAAGCUGAUGAAUAUGGUGUUCUAGCAGACAUUGUCAACAGAGAAUGUGAACGUUUCAAGUUACGCUCGUUGACUGAUGACCAAUUUAAAUGCUUAAUAUUCAUCAAAGCUCUUCAGUCACCACAAGAUGCUGAGAUCAGGACUAGACUUUUGGCUCGACUGGAUCAAGACCCAAAUGUCACACUCAAAACAUUGACAGAUGAGUGUAAGCGUCUACAAAGCAUCAGACACGACAAUGAGUUGAUUGAACAGGUUAAAAGUUCAGAAGCCAGUAACAACUCGUAACAAACCAAGGACUGCAUGCUGGUUAUGCGGUGAUUGGCAUUAUGCACGAUUCUGUCCAUUCAAGAAGCAUAAAUGUCAGGAGUGCAACAAACGUGGACAUAAAGAAGGUCAUUGUCCACCGAAGCGUACGUCUCAGCCUAAGAAGAAGCAUAAACGUCCUCGACAUGUGAAAUCAGCCGAGUCCAAAUCUCUUUCUUUGGUAGCUGCCUUUCAAACAAACUAUGACAUUCAGAGAAAGUAUGUUACCAUCCAGAUAAACGGCAUAUCAGCUCGUCUUCAAAUUGACACGGCAUCAGAUAUCACGUUAGUGUCUAGAGAAACGUAUAACUUGCUGGGUAAACCGCCAAUGAAGCCAUCUAAGAAAAGGGCUAAAAACGCAUCAGGUGGUGUGCUAAAACUGGUUGGUGAAUUACAGUGUGAAUUUUCCUUCAAUGGAACUAACUGUACAGGAAUAUGUUACCUAACAGAACGGCCGAACCUUGAUCUUCUUGGUCUAGAUAUGUUAGACAAACUUGGAAUAAUGGAUGUACCAAUUAACAGUGUCUGUAACGUAUCGUGUUCAUCAUUGGACACCCCAGUACUUCCAAAGAAGACAGGUGAAAGGUUACUAGAACAACUGAAAAGAAAGUUUGCCUCUGUUUUUCAGAAUAGCCUUGGCCACUGUACUAAGAUGAAAGCGCAUUUACCAGUAAAACCAGAUGCCAUACCUAUUUUUCGCCCGAGACGUCCUGUACCAUAUGCUGCUCUUGAGCUAGUCGACCAGGAACUUAAUCGCUUGCAACAGGCUGGUGUAAUCCGACCAGUUAACUACUUUGCAUGGGCCGCACCGAUCGUAGUGAUUAAGAAGGCCAAUGGGACUAUACGCAUAUGUGCCGAUUUCUCGACCGGUUUAAAUGCUGCAUUAGAUGUAUAUCAAUAUCCAUUACCAGUUCCUGAAGACCUGUUUGCCAAGCUUAAUGGUGGGACAUGCUUCGCGAAAAUAGACUUCUCUGAUGCUUAUCUCCAAGUGGAAGUAGAUGAAGAUAGUAGAGAGCUUCUGACUAUUAACACUCAUCGAGGGUUAUUUCAAUACACUCGUUUACCAUUUGGCAUCAAGACCGCACCCGCCAUCUUUCAGCAAAUAAUGGAUACGAUGCUAACAGGUAUACCUGGUACAGCAGCUUAUCUAGAUGAUAUCAUAGUUAUGGGUUCAACUGAUAGUGAACUUUCUGAUCGACUACACCAAGUCCUUAACCGAGUGUUGGAGUAUGGUUUCCAACUACGUGAGGAAAAAUGUAUCUUCUUCAUGCAUUCGAUCAAAUACCUUGGUUUUAUCUUAGAUAAGAACGGUCGCCGACCAGACCCUGCCAACAUCGAAGCCAUUCAGAAGAUGCCUGCACCAACUGAUGUUUCUUCAUUAAGAUCCUUCUUGGGGUUAAUCAGUCAUUACAGCACAUUCUUGCCUGAAAUGCAUCGAGUGAGAGGUCCCCUAAAUGAAUUACUAUCGAAAGAUAAACCUUGGCAGUGGUCAGCAGAAUGUCAAGCAUCUUUUGACAGAGUCAAAUCAAUGCUCAGCUCAAAGAUUCUUUUGACGCACUUCGAUCCCUGCUUGGAAAUUGUUGUUGCAUCUGAUGCCUCUAGUCAUGGAGUUGGAGCAGUGAUAUCUCACGUGUUCCCGGAUAAAUCAGAAAAGACAAUUGCCCAUGCUGCUAGAUCACUUACUCCAGCCGAGCGAAACUACAGCCAAAUUGAAAAGGAAGCUCUUGCAAUCAUUUUCGCAGUCAAAAGAUUUCAUAAAAUGCUCUAUGGUCGUACAUUUACUCUACUGACAGAUCACAAACCUUUGAUUGCAAUCUUUGGUUCUAAGAAAGGAAUCCCUGUCUAUACGGCUAAUAGACUACAGCGCUGGGCAACAAUGCUCCUGAGUUAUGAUUUUAAUAUCAAGUAUCAGUCGACAAAUACUAUCGGUCAAGCUGACGCUCUCUCCCGAUUAAUUGGAGUUCAACAUCCUGGACCAGAGGAUAUAAUCAUUGCCUCCACAGCAAUAGACCCAGAAAUACGAAGUAUAGUGGCAGAUGCCAUUCGAAACACUCCAGUGUCGUCAGAUGAAGUCAGGGAAGAAACGCUUCGAGACCCAACACUACAAGAAGUUAGAAAGUUCCACCUAGAAGGGUGGCCCUCGAAAAUCAGUUCCACAGAGCUUCAACAGUUUUACCAGCGAAGACUCUCUCUUUCAAUCAUCGAUGACUGUCUGCUGUUUGCCGAACGUGUCAUAAUUCCCAAGAAGCUACAACCAGCAGUGCUUGAACAGUUGCAUGCAGGACAUCCUGGGAUAAAUCGCAUGAAAGCACUAGCACGAAGUUAUGUAUACUGGCCGCAUUUAGACACCCAACUGGAGCAGCUAUCCCGUUCGUGUACCAAAUGUGCAUUAGCAACAAAGGCACCGCGAAAAGCAGAGCUGCAAUCAUGGCCAAUACCACAGUCACCGUGGCAGCGUAUACAUUUGGACUUUGCUGGUCCACUUCAUGGACAAACUUACCUUUUGGUGGUUGAUGCAUAUAGCAAGUGGCCAGAAAUUUUUCUCAUGGAACACCCUACUGCAAGCUGCACAGUCAGUAAACUACGUCAACUAUUCAGUCGUUUUGGAAUCCCGGAAUUGAUAGUUAGUGACAACGGAACACAGUUUACGUCCGGAAUCUUCUCACAAUUUUGUCGGCAGAACGGAAUCCAGCACCUGCGAACACCUCCAUUCCACCCCCAAUCAAAUGGCCAAGUGGAACGCUUUGUGAGUACAUUUAAAAAUGCUCUAAAAAAAUCCAAAGGGGAAGGGACCACUGAAGAUAUCUUAGAGAGGUUCCUGUUUAUUUAUCGCUCUACACCGAACCCUCAGACAAUUAACGGGGUCUCUCCAGCAGAAGCUCUACUUGGCAGAAAGAUACGAACACAUUUCGAUGUCAUCCGUCCUACACCAGCUAUUGAACCCCAACGAAACCUAUCGAUGGAGAAUCAGUUCAACCGACAUCAUGGGGCACAAAGACGAUUGUUCACGGUGGGACAAAAAGUGCUUGCUAUGGACUAUCGUGGGAAACAUCCUACAUGGACAGCUGGUCGGAUCUUGAGAAAGAAGGGGAGUGUGGUUUACGAGGUGUCAGUUGGCUCGGAAGUUUGGGUACGUCAUGCUAACCAAUUGAAAGCAACUUCGAUAGCCAGUAACCAGAUUCAAUAUCGAUUACCUCUUGAUGUUCUGCUAGACACCUUUGAAAUCAAAACGCCGGGAAUAGACACGUCAGUUUCUGUGCAAGAAAAGAGUGAUACUUCUCUAUUGCCUAGACGAUGGACUAAUCGAAAGCAAAGGCCAGUCACUCGGUUGCAGCUGGACCCUAGCACCAGAUCCUACGAAUCUGCUCAAAGGGGAGGUGUUAGCGGGACAUAGACUAGAUUAAAGCAUGCUCAAUUCACGAUUGCUUUGGUGCACGCUGAUUGGCUAAUUCUUAACCAAUCAGCACUAGUCGAUAGUUGGAGAACACUCUAGAAUCUUCUCAUGUAGAAAACUAUAAAUAUACUGACGUUUUUCUCUAUUGUGCUUCUGAGUUGCUAUUUGGAAUAUAAUCUCUUUCCUGUUCA